AUGGGCGGCAACUGGGAGCUACUGGACUCGGACGCUUCUACAGUUGACUGCAAUGAGGACGAGGAGGACGACGACGACGAUCUGGAAGCUGUGUAUCCUGUGAAUCCUUCGCGUCCAGCUGUAAACCGGGAUCAUGUUCCUGUCGGGCAUGAGAUACAAACCCCGCCUGAUCGAGCCCCUGUUAAGAACGAAAUCAUCUUCUCGCCCUCUGUGAAAGAAAUCCAACCACCCGCCCCUGUCGUACAACUCUCCGAUAUAUGCUCCGAAUCCGACGACGAUGAUCCCAACAUCAACGAAGGCGAGAUCGCAUACCAGAACUUCAAAAACCGCAAGUCUACUAAACGGAAACGAGUCCUUACCAGCGCGCGCAAGUCCAAAUUUCCUAGAGAUGGCACCGGUCAGCGGUCAAGGAAUGAAGAGAAGAAGCCACGGCGCGAUGGUUACAGAGAGUACAAAGAGGACCCGGUGUCGUCGGAAGAUGAUGGCAUGGAGCAUACACUGCCAGACUAUGUACACAAGCGAAAGGCGCAGUUCGACCGGAAGACGGAGCUCCUACAGCAAUCAGGGCUCAAGUUGCCUCCUGAAUACGAGGACGUCGACUUCUCUGAUAAUGAGCGGUUAGCGCAUCUACGGGAACGGCCGGAGUUUACCACGAUGAAGCCCUGUCGGCCGUACGAGGACAUUGCUCUUCCGUUUUCGCUGGGACUUAUACCCGCUCCUAUUGCGCAGUGGUUGAGACAGUACCAGGUGGACGGGGCUGCUUUUCUGCAUGAGCUCUUUAUCUACCAGAAGGGUGGGAUUCUGGGCGAUGACAUGGGUUUGGGAAAGACAGUGCAGGUUAUCGCAUUCCUGACAGCCGCGUACGGAAAGACGGGCGACGAGCGAGAUGCGAAACGCAUGCGCAAGAUGCGUCGCAGCGGCCAGGAGAAGUGGUAUCCUCGAACGCUGAUCGUGUGUCCCGGCACGUUGAUACAGAACUGGCGGUCAGAGCUUAACCGCUGGGGCUGGUGGCAUGUUGAUGCGUAUCGUGGUGAGAACAAGGAGUUGGCUUUACAAGCUGCCCGGUCUGGGAGGGUUGAGAUACUUAUUACGACUUAUGGGACUUAUCUGCAGAAUAAGGAUGCCGUUAACAUGGUUGAUUGGGAUUGUGUGAUUGCGGACGAGUGCCAUGUUAUUAAGGAGCGUCGGUCUGAGACGACAAAGGCUAUGAAUAUGGUCAACUCUCUUUGCCGGAUCGGAUUGACCGGUACCGCCAUUCAGAAUAAGUAUGAGGAACUCUGGACGCUUUUGAACUGGACGAAUCCCGGAAAGCUGGGGCCGGUGACAACAUGGAGGAAGACCAUUUCGGAACCUCUGAAGAUAGGCCAGUCACACGACGCCACCCUCUACCAACUCAGCAAAGCCCGUAAAACUGCCAAAAAACUGGUCGAGAAUCUUCUCCCGCAGUUCUUUCUCCGCCGCAUGAAGACAUUAAUAGCCGAUCAACUCCCCAAAAAGAGUGACCGCGUCGUCUUUUGCCCUCUAACGGACACGCAAGCAGAUGCCUACGAGAACAUCCUGACCUGCGAUAUCGUCAGCUACAUAAAAGACUCCUCCGUCUUCUGUGACUGCGGAUCGAAAAAGAAAUCCGGUUGGUGCUGCUACCAAACCCUCCCCUCAGGCCAGCGAUGGCAAAGCUAUGUUUUUCCAGCAAUCGCGGUUCUGCAGAAACUCAGCAACCACCUCGCCAUUCUAAUUCCCCAAGGUGCCGAUGUAAAGGAAAAGCAAGAUAAGGACAAAGAAAUGCUAGAAAUAGCCGUCCCGGAUCAAUGGGAUAAACUAGUCCGCACGCGAGACUCUAUUAUCAACUACGCGAAUCCUGAAUUUUGCGGGAAAUGGAAAGUCCUUCGCAAACUGUUGAAGUGGUGGCAUUCAAACGGGGAUAAAGUACUUGUCUUCUCCCAUAGCGUACGACUUCUCAAGAUGUUGCAGAUGCUCUUUCACCAUACCAGCUAUAAUGUCAGCUAUCUGGAUGGAUCGAUGAGUUACGAAGACCGCACCAAGGCCGUUGACGAGUUUAACUCUGAUCCGCAGCAGUUCGUCUUCCUCAUUUCGACGCGGUCUGGUGGCGUUGGGUUGAAUAUCACAUCAGCAAACAAGGUUGUCGUGGUCGAUCCGAACUGGAACCCAUCGCAUGACCUGCAAGCUCAGGACCGGGCGUAUCGUAUCGGCCAGAAUCGAGACGUAGAAGUCUUUAGACUUAUCUCAGCGGGCACGAUUGAGGAGAUUGUCUACGCGAGGCAGAUCUACAAACAGCAGCAAGCUAAUAUCGGGUACAACGCCAGCAGCGAACGACGUUAUUUCAGUGGUGUGCAGGAGAAAAAAGACCAAAAGGGCGAGAUCUUCGGUCUGAACAACCUCUUCGAAUACCAAACCAACAACAUCGUCUUACGGGAUAUUGUCAACAAAACCAACGUCGCAGAAAGCCGUGCAGGAGUCAGUGUUAUGGGCGUCCAACUAGACGAAGAAGACGAAGACAAACCCUUCCCUAACCCAACGAAACGAAAUUCCGACGACGAUGACGACCAAGUCAUGAGCCAGCUCGCAGCCGCUAUGAUCCGCGGCGAUACAGACGCGCCGCCGGCUAGAAAAGAAGAAGAUAAUGACGAGAAACAAUUCAGGAUAACACCUAAAGCGAAACAUGACCCCAUCGAAGCCAUCCUCACUGGCGCAGGCGUCGAAUACACACACAUGAACAACGAAGUCAUUGGCUCCUCCAAAGUCGAAAAACACAUCUCCCGCCGCGCGCAACUAACUGAAGAAUCCACCGCCAACGCAAACGUGCACGCUUUUAUUUCCAGUCUCGACUCCCAAGACAAUACACUCACUCUCUUAGAUACUAACAUCAAAGGUGAUAACGACGCCACCCUCCACUUCAAAUACCACCCACCGCCGGAUGUCAUGAAACGACAGUUCUGUAGUAUGGCGAGGAGGUUUGGGUUCCCGAAUGCGACAGAGUUUGCUUUAGUUGUGGAGAGUAUGACGCAGGCUCAGAGACGGGCUUGUUUGGAGAGGUGGUAUGGGGAGAGGAGAGAGAGACUUUUGGGGAGGUGA
Molecule: messenger RNA, 3093 nt
Organism: Aspergillus ruber CBS 135680
Lineage: Eukaryota; Fungi; Ascomycota; Eurotiomycetes; Eurotiales; Aspergillaceae
Product: putative DNA excision repair protein (Rad26L)
Exons: 2
Coding region: 1-3093 (1030 amino acids)
Molecular function (GO): ATP binding; ATP-dependent chromatin remodeler activity
Source: RefSeq, a predicted model, not a curated record